AUGAGGAAAAGGCUGAAGCUGAAGAAGGCCACGCGCACAAGAAGAUGUAAGUGGGACAAUCAAGUUCAUGAAAGGAAGACCUUUGCUCAGCCAGCCUGUCAUCGGUCCCACAGCGCUGCGAUCUUCCUCAAGUCGACGGAAACAGGAGACAAGAUCAAAUGGAAGGCUGGGGAGGCCGUACCAUACGGAGCUCUUGCGGCGGCCUUUGCAGAGAUUGAGGCUACCACGAAGCGAUUGGUCAUUUUGGAGAUCUUGACCAAGCUCUUCGUGACUGUCAUCGAACGAAGCCCGGACAACUUCCUGCGCGUCAUCUAUCUCUGCAUCAAUAGGCUCUGCCCGGACUACGAAGGCCUCGAGCUGGGUAUCGGCGAAGGACUGCUCCUCAAGGCCAUUGCGCAGGGGACUGGUCGCGAUAUGAAGGUGAUCAAGAAGGACCUCGAGGCGAAGGGUGAUCUUGGACUGGUUGCUAUCGGCUCUCGAGCGAAGCAGCCGACCAUGUUCAAGCCUGCGCCGCUGACUGUGCCAGCAGUCUUCAAGCAGCUGAAAGAGAUUGCAGAUAUGAGCGGCAACAAGUCUCAAGAUCGCAAGAUCGGAGGUAUCAAGAAGCUUCUCGCGGCGUCCCAGAACGAUGAGCCGAAGUACAUCAUCAGGUCUUUGGAAGGCAAGCUUCGAAUUGGCUUAGCGGAAAGGACUGUUCUCGUCGCUCUGGCCCAGAGUAUCGUCCUGACUGGCGCAAAGAAGCAGAAGAAAAGGCUCGACACUGAGGAAAUGGCGAAUGAGAUUGCUCGAGGCACUGAGGUAGUGAAGGCUGUGUACAGCGAAUUGCCAAAUUACGACCUCGUGGUGCCCGCCUUGCUCGAGAGCGGCAUUGAUGGUUGCAGAGCAGCGUGCAAGCUGACGCCGGGCAUUCCGCUCAAGCCAAUGCUCGCGAAGCCCACAAAAGCGAUCACCGAAGUGCUGGACCGAUUCGAAGGCAAAGCCUUCACCUGCGAGUACAAGUACGACGGCGAGCGAGCACAGGUCCACUUCUUUGCUACCACACCUUCAACAGCACCGAAGACGAAGCUGGCCGUCUUUAGCAGGAAUUCGGAGAACAUGAGCUUGAAGUAUCCCGAUCUUGUCGAGCAGGUGCCUAGGUGCAUCAAACCGGAUGUCAAGAGCUUUGUGCUGGACGCAGAGGUGACUGCUUGGAAGAAAGAGGAGAAGGACGACAAAGGGGAGAUACACCCGGCACGGCUGCUGCCAUUCCAGGAAUUGAGCAGGCGGAAACGCAAGGAUGUCAAAGCUGAAGACAUCGUGGUCAAGGUCAAAUUAUUUGCGUUCGAUUUGCUGUACCUCAAUGGCGAGCCUCUGCUACAUCUCGACCUCGAAGCGCGUCGCAAGCUUCUCCGAGAGCAUUUUCAGCCUGUGCCCAACGAGUUUGACUUUGCUACUUCUCAGGACUGUACAACGGUCGAGGAGAUCCAGACAUUCUUGGACAUUAGUGUCAAAGAGGGUUGCGAGGGGCUGAUGGUCAAGAUGCUAGCUGGCGAGGAUGCAACGUAUGAGCCGAGCCGGCGCAGCAUGAAUUGGCUAAAGCUCAAGAAAGACUACUUGUCUGGCACUGGCGAUUCUUUGGAUCUUGUAGUCAUCGGUGGCUACUAUGGCAAAGGAAAGCGAACAAAUGUGUACGGAGCAUUCCUGCUGGCGUGUUACGAUGCGGACUCGGAGACGUACCAAGCCGUGUGCAAGAUCGGCACAGGGUUCUCAGAGGCGGACUUGGACGCGCACUGGAGCACUUUCAAGCCGCUCGAGCUGAGCUCCAAGAAGGGUUACUACGAUGUGGGCGAAGCCAAGCCUGACGUGUUCUACGAGCCAAAAGUGGUGUGGGAGGUUCUCACUGCAGACUUGUCGCUCAGCCCGGUGUACACGGCUGCAAAGGGUCUGGUGGAUAGUCGCGGUAUCUCGCUGCGGUUCCCACGCUUCAUCAGGAUCAGAGACGACAAAGAUCCUGACGACUCAACUUCUCCGGAGCAGAUCGCAUCAAUGUACCGGGCGCAAGCUACGACGAACAAGUCUGGCGGCAAGGGAGAAGCUGAAGACGACUUUUGGUGAUCACCGCUUGUCGCUCUCCCGAGUGACUGAGCGCCCAGAAUUUCCUUUCCCUCACAGCCAACAUCACCAGCAAUCGCAUCGCACGAGCCAUUCAUCCUCAGACCCCGCAACGUCUUCGCUCUGUUUUCAAUCACAGGAAUCUGGAUUGCUUCACUUUUGUGUGGACUAUUCGCUGUUUAACGUUCGAUCUUGUCGAGUCUGUUGUGUCGAGUCUGUGUCGAGAAUUCUUUGCUGGUAGUGUACAUGUAAUCUUGGUUGCUGAAGGCUGAAAGGCGUCUAUGGCCCUUGAAAGAGCGAUGCUGCCUUUGGCUCUGUAUAGAGCUAGUCGAAUGGAC
Molecule: messenger RNA, 2429 nt
Organism: Ceraceosorus guamensis
Lineage: Eukaryota; Fungi; Basidiomycota; Exobasidiomycetes; Ceraceosorales; Ceraceosoraceae
Product: ATP-dependent DNA ligase
Exons: 12
Coding region: 1-2094 (697 amino acids)
Biological process (GO): Okazaki fragment processing involved in mitotic DNA replication; DNA recombination; DNA biosynthetic process
Cellular component (GO): nucleus; mitochondrion
Molecular function (GO): ATP binding; DNA ligase (ATP) activity; DNA binding
Source: RefSeq, a predicted model, not a curated record